Molecule: messenger RNA, 171 nt
Organism: Aspergillus melleus
Lineage: Eukaryota; Fungi; Ascomycota; Eurotiomycetes; Eurotiales; Aspergillaceae
Exons: 2
Coding region: 1-171 (56 amino acids)
Source: RefSeq, a predicted model, not a curated record
AUGUUCUCACUAAAGGCUAUCCUCGUUGCCUCCUCUUUCCUGGCUCUGGCCACGGCCCAGACAGACCCAACUAUUAUCGGAAAUAAGUACCCGCUCGGUGAUACUACGUGCGGCACAGUAUCUGACCCCAUCCACGCCGAAGAGUGUGUCAACUACAUGAACUACGGGUGA